Helianthus annuus (common sunflower) is the source of this 1616-nucleotide messenger RNA. Its product is annotated as histidinol dehydrogenase, chloroplastic. Gene Ontology annotation, molecular function: NAD binding; histidinol dehydrogenase activity; metal ion binding. Lineage: Eukaryota; Viridiplantae; Streptophyta; Magnoliopsida; Asterales; Asteraceae. The transcript is spliced from 11 exons. The record is from RefSeq and is a predicted model, not a curated record. Gene Ontology annotation, cellular component: cytoplasm; chloroplast stroma. Gene Ontology annotation, biological process: L-histidine biosynthetic process. Bases 204 to 1016 code for a protein of 270 amino acids.
UCCAGCAAAUCAGCCGCUACAUAUCCCUCCUCCGGCGAUCCUCCUCCGGUGGCGCUGCCCUACUUCGGCUGCUUCUUCCUCCGUCCAGUCCUCGCUGCCUCAACAUCAGCCAUAUAACGGCUCCUUUUUCCUCCGGUGAUAACCUUCAUAUAUCAGGAUUCUCUCCGUCAGUCUCAGUCGUCAGCAUAUUCUAGUUGUUUAUAAUGUCAAUGUCAAUUAUAGCAUACAGUCCACUGGUUUUCGGUCAGAGCUCUGGUCUGUCUAGUUUUUGUUGUUUACGCCGGUCAACAAUUGGCCCCUUCAGAGCUGUUUCAUCAAGCAAGUUAUUAUUCAACACUCGGAGAGGAUUUAUACGAGAGCUUCUUUCUAAUACUGUUACAUGUGCAAUGAAGUCGUAUAAGUUAUCUGAUCUCACACACAGGGAGGUUGAAAGUCUUAAAGCUCGACCGCGAAUAGAUUUCACUUCAAUUUUCAGUGUGGUCCAGCCCAUUGUUGAUGAUGUUCGCGUUAGAGGCGACAAUGCUGUUAAAGAAUAUACUUCACGCUUCGACAAAGUGCAACUAGAAAAUAUUAUCGAAAAUGUGAAUGAACUUCCAGAUCCAGAGCUUGAUGAAGCUGUUCGUGAAUCAUUUGAUGUGGCAUACAACAACAUCUUUGCAUUUCAUGCUGCACAAAAGCCAAUUGAGAAAGUUGUGGAGAAUAUGAAAGGUGUGAGAUGCAAACGAGUGGCAAGGAGCAUUGCUUCUGUUGGUCUUUAUGUUCCAGGAGGCACUGCAGUUCUACCAUCAACAGCUCUUAUGCUUGCUGUUCCAGCUCAGAUUGCUGGAUGUAAAACGAUAGUGCUUGCAACUCCUCCUUCUAGUGACGGAAGCAUCUGCAAGGAGGUACUAUAUUGUGCGAAGAAAGCUGGUGUAACCCACAUUCUUAGACCAUGUGUAGUGGUGAACAAACAUAAUGCCCUCACCAUAGGGCAUUAUCCGACACGUGGCAUCCUAGUCAGCGUUGGGGCAUUAUAGCAAAAGUGACGUAGUGGGGCAUUAUGCCAAUAACCCCCAUUCAAUCAUUAAAAAAAAAAAAAAAGAAACCAAAAGUGGCGUACACAAUCACAUGCAAAAGUGGAGUUGUCAGGCCACUUGGUCCCUUUCCAUUGGGUCUGUAUUUGUAGGGCAGUGGACCCCUGAGAGUGUGGGAGACUAUGCUAGCGGGACUAACCACGUGCUUCCGACUUAUGGGUAUGCACGCAUGUACAGUGGGGUGUCACUAGACUCUUUCUUGAAGUACAUAACCAUCCAGUCUUUGACAGAAGAAGGGCUUGCAAAGCUGGGGCCACAUGUGGCAACAAUGGCUGAGGUCGAGGGGUUGGAUGCCCAUAAGAGAGCCGUAACCCUUCGGCUUCAAGACAUUAAAGCGAGACAGGCAGUGUAAGUAUUUUUUUUGUCCCGCAUUCCCUACCAAGUUGGGUGUGUUCAGUUUUGAGAUUGAAGAAUGUUCAGUUUUGAGAUUGAAGCUGUCAGCAUUAUGUUGUUGAUCUGGCUAACUUCGAUCUCAGUAUUUAAUAAAUUUUAAAUGGUGGUUACUGUGAUGAAAUGAGCAAAUUUUGCUUAGCUGUUGACAUA